Molecule: messenger RNA, 1047 nt
Organism: Cornus florida
Lineage: Eukaryota; Viridiplantae; Streptophyta; Magnoliopsida; Cornales; Cornaceae
Exons: 5
Coding region: 1-945 (314 amino acids)
Biological process (GO): fluoride transmembrane transport
Cellular component (GO): membrane
Molecular function (GO): fluoride transmembrane transporter activity
Source: RefSeq, a predicted model, not a curated record
AUGCUGGUUUUGACAAGGUAUCUACUCCAAAAGCUGUUUGGUCCAGGAAUUGUUGGUUUCACAGGGAAUCAGAGUUUUAUGUACCUUGAUCUUCCUUCUAAUAUGGUUGGUUCGUUCUUGAUGGGGUGGUUUGCGGUUGUCUUCAAAAGGGAUAUUGCCAAAGUUUCGGAAUUUUUAGCCCUUGGACUGACGACUGGUUACUUGGGAAGCCUUACAAAUUUUAGUGGUUGGAAUCAGAAUAUGCUUGACCUUAGUGUGGAAGGCAAUUGGGCUUUUGUUCUCCUCGGCUUUCUCGUAGGUUUUUCCUUUGCUGACUAUUCCUUCACUAUUGGGAUCAGGUCAGCCAAGGGUUUCAGGUGGCUUCUCACUAGAUUAAACACUAGUCCAGAACACCACAUCUGUAACAACUCCAAAAGAAAUUGGAAGGUGAACACCUACAAGCGCCACUUGGCAGUUAUGGUAGUGCUGGUACUGAUGCUAGGCUUAUUAUGGGGGGUGAGUGCGAUUUUACUGAAGAAAGAGUUUGACAGUGGCAGCAGUGGAUCUCAGCUGUGGUUGGCUUGCAUGGUUGGACCUCUAGGUGUGUGGAUUAGGUGGUGGUUAGCCCGACUCAAUGGAUGCGGUUUAGGAAGAGCAGGCUUGUUGAAAUGGAUUCCUUUGGGGACUCUAAUCGCCAAUGUUUCUGCAGCUUGUGUCAUGGCAGCUCUUGAAAUAGUAAAAAAAGUGGUGAAUACGAAGACUUGUGAUAAUGUUGCUGGUGGUAUACAGUUUGGGCUGUUGGGUUGUCUAAGUGCUGUUUCUACUUUCAUUGCUGAGUACCAUGCAAUGAGAGAAAGCAAGCACACAUGGAGAGCAGAAGCAUAUGCCCUGAUUACAAUAGUUACCUCGUUUGUUUUGGGGUCCCUUAUAUACUCUGUGCCGUUUUGGAUCAGGGAAUACAGGUAGUGUCGACUCUUCCUUCAUCUAGGCUCAAAAAGUUUGUGGAUGCUAAGAUAUUGCAGAAUGCAUUUGGUCUUUAUCUACCGGAAGGGGAGACAGUGCAAUGCU